AUGGACCAAAGAUGCGAAUGUUGUGGCAAUACGCUUCUUCAUUUGGCUGUUCAUAUCAAUUCGCUGGAAAUCGCUGAUCUGGUUAUAAAGACGCAUAUAAACGCAAUGAAUAAUAACAAUGAAACAGUACUACAUGUUGCCUGUAUUCGCUCCAAUCUACAAAUGAUAAAAUACUUAUUGUCCCGUGGUGCUGACCCAAAUCUUAGCGAUAGUGCGGAUGUUCUGCCAUUACAUAUCUGCCUUGCUAAAUAUGAACUCAGAGCAGCAGAGAUGCUUAUAAGUAAUGGGGCUCAAGUGGAUGUUCUUUUUUCACAAAGUUUUAAGCUGUCACCGCUUCACGUAGCCAUGCAAAAAGGCUCGAAGAAUAUGGUCGAGUUGCUAUUGAAAUACGGAGCGGCGGUCAAUGUUAAAGACUAUAACGGUGAAAGUCCGCUGUAUUUGGCUGUUAAACUGGGAGUGGAAGAAGCGAUACCACAAUUAUUGAAGGCUGGUGCUGAUUUGAACAUGAGAUAUAAAAAAAAUAGAACAAUUCUUCACAUAGCCUGUAAAUACAAUCGUGAGGACUGUGUACAAAUGCUUCUUCAUGCUGGGGUAAAGGUGAAGUCUGUCGAUGAUGACGGCAUGAGCGCCCUCCAUUUCGCGGUGCGCACAGACCAAUUCGGUUCCGUCGACAUGCUGGUCGCCUGCGGUUGCAAAAUUGAUCCCGAAGACAAUUGGAGACGUACGCCCCUUUACAUGGCCAUUCUCAAUAACCAGCUGCGGAUGAUAGUCUGCCUGCUAAGCUAUGGAGCCAACACCAAGAGCAUAAUGACACCAUUGCAGGUAGCCGUCAAGCGCGGCUUCAGAGACGUCAUAAGAAUUUUUCUCCACCACGGAAUUAACGUCAACGCUCAAGAUCAGUUUGGGAAGAAGCUUCUACACACUGCCGUUUAUCACGGUGACGAGUACAUGGUCGAAUACCUGUUGAAGCAAGGUGCUGAUCCCAAUAUCAGAGGCGAUUUGAAUUGCCCAAUUAUAACCAAUGCCAUCCGACGUAAGCACGUGAAAAUAGUUAGGUUGUUGGUCGAAUAUGGCGCUAAUGUAUGCUUAUGCGACGAUGUUGGCAGAACUCCCAUAUUCCACGCGAUGAAAAUCGAAAAUUUAGAAAUUGCGAAAAUUCUUAUGGACACUGGAAUACAAACUGUUAUUGAAGAAGCGAAAUCUUAUUGUAAAACUUUAUAUAACAGCUUUCUUUAUGACUUUCACGUUCCAAAUUUAUAUUUUAAAAGCUAA
Messenger RNA from Ceratosolen solmsi marchali, 1272 nucleotides. Lineage: Eukaryota; Metazoa; Arthropoda; Insecta; Hymenoptera; Agaonidae. The record is from RefSeq and is a predicted model, not a curated record.